GUGUCGUCGUUGAUGCACUCAAUCCGCCACACUGCUCUGGUCGUACCUACGGAUUGAAACAGAUUGUUUAAAAUUACAUACACAGCUAUCAUUUUUAAUUAUUGUUCCGAAAUGUCAACGUCUACGCUAAAACAAGAACCACCAGAAAGAAAAAAAGUUAAAAAAAAAAUGAGCAAGGCACAAAUGCAGUUAGCAAUAAUUAAAAAGAAACAAUGUGAUGCUAAAGCUUUAACAAUUGUUGAACAACUUUUAGAACCUAAUAUUGAUUCUCAGUGGCUUUUGUAUAAUUUAAGGUACAUUAAUAAAAAUCAUAUGGAAGAUGUGAUUGAAGAAAGAUCUAUAAUUAAAUUAUGUGGCUAUGUAUUAUGUUCCAAUGCAUUAACAACUGUAAUUGAUCAAAAGUAUCAUAUUUCAACAAGAAAAAAUAAAGUUUACGAUAUAACUCGUCGUAAAAACUUUUGUACUUCCCGGUGUUAUGGAGCUUGUAAUUACCUGUUGGAACAAAUGUUAACAAGUCCACUUUGGCUCAGAGACAAAGAAGAAAUACCAGAAUUUAAACUUCUACCAGAAAAAGAUUUGUUAGAAAGAAGUACACCUGGAGAAGAAAUUCCUUUGUGGAAUACAAAUAUAACAGUACAUUCUGAUAACAAAGAUAAACUGGUAGAACACAAUGAAAUAUGUGAAGAUGUGAAAGACAAACCUCUCAAUAAGGAUGUCAUAUUUGAUAAUGAGUGUAGCAUAUUAGAAAGUUCACAAACAAUUAUUAAAGCCACAGAAAUAAGUGAUAGUAUUCAAGAAUCAGAAGAAAUGAAAGAAAAAUUUUUAAAGAUUUCUGAUAAAGAUCCUGAAUAUGUGAGAAAUGAAUCCAUUCAUUUGGAGGAUACAACUAAUAAUCCUAAACAAUGUACAAAUGAUACUACUAUCAAAGACCUAAAUAAUGACGUUACUUGUCUUAAUGAAGCCAGAGAUUGUAAUAAGAUUAAUAACGAAGAACAAACUAGAUUAAGUGAGGUAUUAGAAACAGAAUGUAAUAUAACUGCUAUUAAACAAGAUAGCAACCAUCUUGAACAAAAAAUAGAAAAUAAAAAAAAUAAAAAACAUAAACAAAAACAUCAUGUUAAAGAGAAGCAAUCAAGCGAAUUUUAUAAUCUUACAAUGCACAUUGAAUGUAGUGUGAAGGAGUGGAUUACUGAAGAUACUCUUUGUUUAUUAUCAGGUGAAGAAGACAUUAAACAGCAGUUACUAGAUAAUAUAAGGCAGCAUAACAAAUACUUGCAUUUAUGUAAGAAGUUAAAUAAAUUACAAUUAGAAGAUGAAAAAGAUGAUCGUAUAGAUAUAACCAAAAGUACUUUGAAACCUUUACCACAUUUGUCUGUUCUUCAAGAAGAGGGAAAGAAAAUAGAAUUAAAAGUACGAGCAUUCUACAAAGGAGAUUUGGUUACAGAAACUUCAAGCAAGAUCACAGAUGAUACAGAAAAGGAUGAACCUAUCCCAUUGUUACCUUUAAUAGAUGUACACACACCCAAAGCACUUCGACGUCGAAUUUUUUUGGAUAAACUUGAUAGGAUAUUACCGGAUUUAAUACAGGCUCUAGCUGGUAAUGGAUUACCACAUUAUACUUAUACCAGUGAGAAAAGUGCUUUGAUUAAAGCAUUAGUUAAUACUUUUUCAUUAUCUGCCACAAACAUUACUUUUAAAACUGCUGAAUGGACUCUUGUUGGCCUCAUUAUUAUUAAAAUGUUAGGCAUGAUAGAUCCACAGUUGAAAGUUUUACUGUCCAAGAAACAGGCCUCAAUGUAUAUUUCAAUGAUUUUAAUGUCAUAUAAAUUGGAUUCAAAUUAUUUAGAUAGAACAGUGGCAGAACUAACUAAUAACACCAAAAUAGUAAAUAUAGAUGAUACCAUCAGUUUCUAA
This is a messenger RNA of Colletes gigas, 1914 nucleotides long. Its product is annotated as putative RNA polymerase II subunit B1 CTD phosphatase RPAP2. The record is from RefSeq and is a predicted model, not a curated record. Gene Ontology annotation, molecular function: RNA polymerase II CTD heptapeptide repeat phosphatase activity; RNA polymerase core enzyme binding. Gene Ontology annotation, cellular component: cytoplasm; nucleus. Lineage: Eukaryota; Metazoa; Arthropoda; Insecta; Hymenoptera; Colletidae. The transcript has 6 exons. Bases 112 to 1914 code for a protein of 600 amino acids.